Molecule: messenger RNA, 1290 nt
Organism: Caenorhabditis briggsae
Lineage: Eukaryota; Metazoa; Nematoda; Chromadorea; Rhabditida; Rhabditidae
Gene: Cbr-col-41
Product: Protein CBR-COL-41
Exons: 2
Coding region: 1-1290 (429 amino acids)
Molecular function (GO): structural constituent of cuticle
Source: RefSeq, a predicted model, not a curated record
AUGUCUACUCUUGGAUAUAUUGGAGCAGGUGUCUGCCUGCUUGGAGUUUUCUCUGCUCUUUGCUCCAUUGGACACAUUGUCCAAGACAUUAACAACCUCCGUUCUGAGGUUGAAGGACGUGUCGAUGAGUUCAAAGUUCUUGCUGAUGACACAUGGGACCGUCUUUUGAUUCUCCAAUCCCCAACCGGAGAAUCCGCUAAUCCAGUGCCAUCUCUUCUCCGUAACAAGAGAUUCGUCUACCCAGGAAUGUGCAAUUGCGACAGCAACUCUCAAGGAUGCCCAGCCGGACCACCAGGACCACCAGGAGCUCCAGGAAAGCGUGGAGAUGAAGGACACCCAGGAGAUGAAGGAAGACGCGGAGCCAGCGGAAUCUCUCUUGCCACCACCCACGAUAUUCCAGGAGGAUGCAUCAAGUGCCCAGAAGGACCAGCCGGGCCACCAGGAGCCGAUGGAGAAGCCGGACCAGAAGGAUUCCCAGGACUCCAAGGACCAGCUGGACCAUGUGGAGAGGACGGUGCAGCCGGACAAGAAGGAGCUCCAGGAGAUCAAGGAGAGCAAGGACCAAAGGGAUACGAUGGAACCGACGGACCAGACGGUGAAGCCGGAACCACCUAUUUCCCAGGACAACCAGGACAGCCAGGAGAGCCAGGAUGGCUUGGAGAGACUGGACUUCCAGGAAAGCACGGAGAGCCAGGAGCCGAUGGAGAAGAAGGACCAAAGGGAGCUCCAGGAACUCCAGGAAACGCCGGACACGAUGCCUUCCCAGGAAUGCCAGGACAAGCUGGAAAGCCAGGAGCGCCAGGAAAGGAUGCCAACUACUGCCCAUGCCCACAAAGACAGGACGACAAGACCCCACCAAGCGCUGGAACUCCACAGCCACCACCACGUGCCUCUACUUCGGCUCCAGCCACCCGUGCUCCACCAGCCACCCGUGCUCCACCAGCAACUCGUGCUCCACCAGCAACCACUCGUGCCGCUCCAGCCACCACUCGUGCUCCACCAGCACCACAGCCACCAGUCACCGAGCAGCCAGGAAGCGGAGACUCUGGAUACCCAUCGGAGCCAGCUCAUCCAUCUCCAACCUAUCCAUCUCCAUCGUACCCAUCUCCAUCUUAUCCAUCUCCAUCUUAUCCAUCUCCAUCUUAUCCAUCUCCAUCUUAUCCAUCUCCAAGCUAUCCAGCUGAGCCAGCCUACUCUGUUCCACCACCAACCAAGACCGAGGAGCCACCAGCAGGAGGAUAUGAGGCUCCAUCUCCACCACAAACCGGAAGCUACCAGAGACGUUGGUAG